GGCCUUUGGCCCCGAGUGACCAUGGGCAGCGUCAGCAGCCUCAUCUCAGGCCACAGCUUCCAGGGCAAGCACUGCCGGGCCUCCCAGUACAAGCUUCGUAAGUCCUCUCACCUAAAGAAACUCAACAGGUAUUCAGAUGGGUUGCUGAGAUUUGGCUUCUCCCAGGACUCGGGUCAUGGCAAAUCAAGUUCUAAACUCGGCAAGAGCGAGGAUUUUUUCUACAUCAAGGUCAGUCAGAAGGCCCGGGGCUCCCACCGAACAGACUACACCUCGUUGUCCAGUGGAGAGAUGGGGGGCCAAGCUGGGAUGGACUUUGGCACACCCCCAAAGCUUAUGCCUUUCUCCAAUCAGCUGGAGCUGGGCUCAGAAAAGAGCAUUGCAAGGCCGACAGCAUUCAAGCCUGUGUUGCCAAGGUCAGGGGCCAUUCUCCACUCCUCCCCACCAGAAAAUGCCAGCCAUCAACUGCACCCAACUCCUCUGGAUAAAGCCAAGGAUCAGGAGCUAAAACCCACUCUGUGCUCAGGGGCACUGUCUGACUCGGGCCGGAACUCUAUGUCCAGCCUCCCCACUCACAGCACCAGCAGCAGCUACCAGCUGGACCCCCUGGUGACUCCUGUGGGGCCCAUCAAUCGCUUUGGGGGCUCCGCCCACAAUAUCACCCAGGGUGCCAUGCUUCAGGACAGCAACAUGAUGAGCCUGAAGGCCCUGUCCUUUUCUGAUGGGGGCAACAAGAUUGGCAACCCGAGCAAAGGGGACAAGGCUGCCUGCAUCCGCUCGCCCCUCUCCACGGAUGAGUGUACCAUCCAGGAGCUGGAGCAGAAGCUGCUGGAGAGGGAGGGGGAGCUGCAGAAGCUACAGUGCAGCUUGGAGGAGAAGGAGCUGGCCUCCAGCCAGGCCUACGAGGAGAAGCAGCGGCGCUGCCAGGAGGAGCUGGACGGACUGAAGCAGAAAUGCAGCAACAAGCUACGGCAGGCCUCCCAGAAGAGCCAGCGGACCCAGCAGGCUCUGCAGCUCCAGGUGUUCCAGCUGCAGCAGGAGAAGAAACAGCUACGGGGAGAACUGGAAAAUCUCAUGAAGGAACAAGACCUGCUGGAGACCAAGCUAAGGUCCUAUGAGAAGGAAAAGACCAACUUUGCUCCUGCCCUGGAGGAGACCCAGUGGGAGGUGUGCCAGAAGUCAGGUGAGAUCUCCCUCCUGAAGCAGCAGCUGAAGGAGUCCCAGACAGAGGUCAAUGCCAAGGCCAGCGAGAUCCUCAGCCUUAAGGCACAACUGAAGGACACUCGUGGGAAGCUGGAAGUGAUGGAGCUGAAGACCCAAGACCUGGAAAGCGCCUUACGGACCAAGAGCCUCGAGCUGGAGGUGUGUGAAAAUGAGCUGCAGCGCAAGAAGAACGAGGCGGAGCUGCUGCGGGAGAAGGUUAACUUGCUGGAGCAGGAACUCCUGGAGCUACGGACUGAGGCUGCUCUCCUCCGUCAGGAGCGCGGCCGCAGGGGUGAUGCCGCCGAAUGGGAUGGCGCCUCCCCAGCCGCUGGACCAGAGGACAUCCCUGCCUUGCAGAGGGAGCUGGAGAGGCUUCGGGUGGAGUUGAAGGAGGAGCGGCAGGGCCACGACCAGAUGUCCUCCGGCUUCCAGCAUGAGCGGCUGGUGUGGAGGGAGGAGAAGGAGAAGGUGAUCCAUUAUCAGAAGCAGCUGCAGCAGAGCUACCUGGCCAUGUACCAACGUAAUCAGAGGCUGGAGAAGGCCCUGCAGCAGCUGUCCAGGGGGGAGGCGGGUGCCGAACCCUUGGAGAUUGACAUCCAGGGGGCUGAUGUCCCCUAUGAGGAUAUCAUUGCCACUGAGAUCUGA
Trichosurus vulpecula (common brushtail) is the source of this 1845-nucleotide messenger RNA. It is a transcript of the gene LZTS1, whose product is annotated as leucine zipper tumor suppressor 1. The record is from RefSeq and is a predicted model, not a curated record. Gene Ontology annotation, biological process: regulation of synaptic plasticity; regulation of dendrite morphogenesis. The transcript has 3 exons. Gene Ontology annotation, cellular component: dendritic spine. Lineage: Eukaryota; Metazoa; Chordata; Mammalia; Diprotodontia; Phalangeridae. Bases 22 to 1845 code for a protein of 607 amino acids.